GACUGGAUGGCGACUGGACUUUGUUUUAAUUUUAAUCAGGUGUAGGUGAUUUCCUGUCAGAACUAAAGUCACUGAACAGUGUUUAAUCCUCUACAGUGCUCACAGGAGUCAGAAGGAAAAUGUUUCCCGGAGGAAGCUGUUGUAAAACUUGGCGUCUGAUCCUUUUUCAUACUGGUCUUACUGGGAGAGAGGGGAAGCCAGCCAGUCUCCCUGUUUCUUGCCCUGAAUUUGGACCUUGAUGUUCAUUUCCUCACUCUUUCUAGGCUCUUCUCGCUCUUGGAGUACUUACAGGGUCAUUCAUAAAGACAUCUGUAGUCAGAACUUUAUGCUGCCUUUUCUAUCCCGGGUAAGAGCAGGAAGAGAAUUCAUCUACUGGGAAUUCAGCACUGGAGAAACGAGGAAAGUUCUUUCAAGGAUGGUCUCCCACUCAGAGCUGAGGAACCUUUUCUGUUCGGCUGAUGCCAUCUGUUUCGAUGUCGACAGCACAGUCAUCAGAGAAGAAGGGAUUGAUGAGCUGGCCAAAUUCUGUGGUGUUGAAGACGCUGUGUCAGAAAUGACAAGGCGGGCCAUGGGUGGGGCGGUGCCUUUUAAGACCGCCCUCACCGAGCGCUUAGCGCUGAUCCAGCCCUCCAGGGAGCAGGUGCAAAGGCUGUUAGCAGAGCACCCCCCGCACCUGACCCCCGGGAUAAGGGAGCUGGUAAGUCGCCUGCAAGAGCGAAACGUUCAGGUCUUCCUGAUAUCUGGUGGCUUUCGGAGCAUUGUGGAGCAUGUGGCUUCAAAGCUCAGUAUCCCAGCAGCCAACGUAUUUGCCAAUAGGCUGAAAUUCUACUUUAAUGGUGAAUAUGCAGGUUUUGAUGAGAUGCAGCCAACAGCUGAAUCCGGUGGGAAAGGAAAAGUUAUUAAACUUUUAAAGGAAAAGUUUCAUUUUAAGAAAAUAGUCAUGAUUGGAGAUGGAGCCACAGACAUGGAAGCUUGUCCUCCUGCUGAUGCUUUCAUUGGAUUUGGAGGAAAUGUGAUCAGACAACAAGUAAAAGACAAUGCCAAGUGGUACAUCACCGAUUUCGUGGAGCUUCUGAGAGAACUGGAAGAAUAAUGUCAAUUUUUAUACAGCUGAUUGAUAACUUCAGAUUAAUUUUUACCAGUGAAACAGAUCGAUACUGUUUGCUUAGAAUUGCCUAUUACAACUUGAUGGAUAAAUUUGGUACUGAUUCUUUGUACUUUCUAAUAAUCUACAGGUGGGGCUCCAAGAAAAUUCCCCCCACCCUUUUUUUUUUUUUUUUUUAACCGUAGUUCCAGUAUUAUUAUGACCACUAAUUACCUGGAGAGUUUUAUAAUCUGAAUUCUUUAUGUCUGUUCCUGGGUGUAUUUUAUCUGAAGCCUUUUAAAGAUGAAUAGUCAAUUAAACACAUUUACUCUGGGAAAUAUGGAUUAGGCAGCCUUAAGUGAAUAUUGGUGUUCUUUAUGGUAUAUAAAAUAAAAAUUUACCCG
Messenger RNA from Trichechus manatus latirostris (Florida manatee), 1488 nucleotides. It is a transcript of the gene PSPH, whose product is annotated as phosphoserine phosphatase. Gene Ontology annotation, cellular component: cytoplasm. Gene Ontology annotation, molecular function: protein kinase activity; magnesium ion binding; L-phosphoserine phosphatase activity. Gene Ontology annotation, biological process: protein phosphorylation; L-serine biosynthetic process; dephosphorylation. NCBI's taxonomy places the organism in Eukaryota, Metazoa, Chordata, Mammalia, Sirenia, Trichechidae. The transcript is spliced from 6 exons. The record is from RefSeq and is a predicted model, not a curated record. The coding region runs from base 239 to 1093 and encodes 284 amino acids.